Messenger RNA from Talaromyces stipitatus ATCC 10500, 1535 nucleotides. RefSeq names its product L-allo-threonine aldolase, putative. Gene Ontology annotation, molecular function: L-allo-threonine aldolase activity. The record is from RefSeq and is a predicted model, not a curated record. NCBI's taxonomy places the organism in Eukaryota, Fungi, Ascomycota, Eurotiomycetes, Eurotiales, Trichocomaceae. Gene Ontology annotation, cellular component: cytosol. The coding region runs from base 81 to 1427 and encodes 448 amino acids. Gene Ontology annotation, biological process: glycine biosynthetic process; L-threonine catabolic process. The transcript has 4 exons.
UACGCAUAUAACAUUUGACGUUCGAUUCAAAGAAUAUAUUACGCCGUAACAAACAGACUGUUUUAUAUAUUACAGCAGAUAUGGCUCCUGGCAUUAGAGAGUUUGCAGAGGUAGAGGUGCCGGAGCAGCGAAUUGAGGUGUCAAAGUCUUCCAAAUUGGAUGCUUCGAAGCCCUUGAAUCAGAAUGAGUAUAAUAAAGGUGGACGGGAGGAGAUGAACGGCUGGUCAGAUAAGACGUCCGCCGCCGGUAAGAAUAGUAAUACUACAGAUGAUGAUGAUGAGACUCCUGUGUUUACUAUGCCGUCGAUGCAUAAGCUCCGUGAAGCUCAGCGGCGGGUUGAGCGUGACUUUCGAUCGGAUACGGUGACAGUGCCGACUGUCAAUAUGAUUCAGGCCAUGAUCGAAUCCUCUUUCCAAGACGACAUGUACGACGCAACUGGCGAUGAAUCCGUCAACCGUCUACAGCAACGUCUAAUCGAAUUAACCGGCAAAGAAGCAGCCAUGUGGGCUCUUUCCGGGACAAUGGGGAACCAAAUCUGUCUCCGAACCCAUUUGACGCAACCCCCCCAUACGGUUCUGCUCGAUUAUAGGGCUCAUGUCCAUUGUUGGGAGACUGGUGCUAUGCCGGUCAUGUCGCAGGCUUCUGUGACUCAGGUGCAUCCUAAGAAUGGGUUGCAUUUGACGGUGGAUGAUGUCAAGAAGCACAUAAUCGCCGAUGGGAACAUUCAUUUCCCGCCAACCCGCGUGGUCUCAUUGGAAAAUUCAUUAAGCGGCACCAUUCUACCCCUUAAAGACGCCAAGGAAAUCUCAGAAUUUGUUCGCAACUUCCCCGUUGAAGAAGGCGAAAAGCCCAUUGCCAUGCAUCUUGACGGUGCUCGUCUUUUUGAUGCGGUUGCGGCCGAGGGCGUGGAUCUAAAGGAUUACUGUGCCUGUUUCGAUUCGAUCAGUAUCUGUCUUGCAAAGGGUCUUGGUGCUCCCAUGGGAAGCGUUAUUGUCGGAUCAAAGAAGUUUAUUCAUCGUGCCAGGUUGUUUAGGAAGAUGUUUGGUGGUGGUACGCGGCAGCCUGGAAUGAUGGCUGCUGCUGCCCUAAGUGCUUUGGAAUACACAAUGCCUCUUCUCCCCAAAGUUCACGCUUUAACAAAACGAACUGCCGAUACCCUGCGCCAAGCCGGAUAUAAAAUCUCGCUCCCCGUGCAGACGAAUAUGAUUGUUUUAGACCUGGAAGAAGUCGGUAUUCCGCCCGCAGCUUUCGUUGCAUAUGCAAAGCGGGCUGGCGUGACGGUUUUCCCGACUGGACGGCUCGUGUUUCAUCAUCAGAUUACUCCUGAAGCGGCGGCGAGGCUUGUGGAGGCGAUGAGGCUGCUUAUGGAAGAUAAGAAGGCGGGGAAGCAGUUGGAGAAUCAUAAGGUUACUGGUGGAUAUAUGUAAUGAUUGAUGAUGAUACUCAUGGUUCGGUCUUGGGUCGCACCGAUUGUUCUGUUUUGUUAAUACAUUCAGUUUUGCAUUUAUAGAAUAUAAUUGUUGAUAUCGUCGAUC